GAGGAGGCUUAUAAGAGCCGGGCACCGCGCCCGGGGAGCGGGGAGCGACUGAGGUGGUGGAGCUCGCGGAGCGUGGUGCCGGCGGCCGUUAGGUGGGCGCCGCAGGGCGGGGGACUUUCUUCCCUACUUCGUGGUCUUCACGUCGCUUGCUUGUUGGUUCGCCUUUUCAGUCAAGAUGUCAGCCCGCGGCCCGGCUAUCGGCAUCGACCUGGGCACCACCUACUCGUGCGUGGGGGUCUUCCAACAUGGCAAGGUGGAGAUCAUCGCCAACGACCAGGGCAACCGCACCACCCCCAGCUACGUGGCCUUCACCGACACCGAGCGGCUCAUCGGCGACGCCGCCAAGAACCAGGUGGCCAUGAACCCCACCAACACCAUCUUCGACGCCAAGAGGCUGAUCGGGCGCAAGUUCGAGGACGCCACGGUGCAGUCGGACAUGAAGCACUGGCCGUUCCGGGUGGUGAGCGAGGGGGGCAAGCCCAAAGUGCAGGUGGAGUACAAGGGGGAGAUGAAGACCUUCUUCCCGGAGGAGAUCUCCUCCAUGGUCCUCACCAAGAUGAAGGAGAUCGCCGAGGCCUACCUGGGGGGCAAGGUGCAGAGCGCCGUCAUCACCGUGCCGGCCUACUUCAACGACUCGCAGCGCCAGGCCACCAAGGACGCGGGCACCAUCACGGGCCUCAACGUGCUGCGCAUCAUCAACGAGCCCACGGCGGCGGCCAUCGCCUACGGCCUGGACAAGAAGGGCUGCGCGGGCGGCGAGAAGAACGUGCUCAUCUUUGACCUGGGCGGCGGCACUUUCGACGUGUCCAUCCUGACCAUCGAGGACGGCAUCUUCGAGGUCAAGUCCACGGCCGGCGACACCCACCUGGGGGGCGAAGACUUCGACAACCGCAUGGUCAGCCACCUGGCCGAGGAGUUCAAGCGCAAGCACAAGAAGGACAUUGGGCCCAACAAGCGCGCCGUGCGGCGGCUGCGCACGGCCUGCGAGCGCGCCAAGCGCACCCUGAGCUCGUCCACGCAGGCGAGCAUCGAGAUCGACUCGCUCUACGAGGGCGUGGAUUUCUACACGUCCAUCACCCGCGCCCGCUUCGAGGAGCUCAACGCCGACCUCUUCCGCGGGACCCUGGAGCCCGUGGAGAAGGCGCUGCGCGAUGCCAAGCUAGACAAAGGUCAGAUCCAGGAGAUCGUGCUGGUGGGCGGCUCCACCCGCAUCCCCAAGAUCCAGAAGCUGCUGCAGGAUUUCUUCAACGGCAAGGAGCUGAACAAGAGCAUCAACCCCGACGAGGCGGUGGCCUACGGCGCGGCUGUGCAGGCGGCCAUCCUCAUCGGGGACAAGUCUGAGAACGUGCAGGACUUGCUGCUGCUCGACGUGACUCCGCUGUCGCUGGGCAUCGAGACGGCCGGCGGCGUCAUGACUCCGCUGAUCAAGCGGAACACCACGAUCCCCACCAAGCAGACGCAGACCUUCACCACCUACUCGGACAACCAGAGCAGUGUCCUGGUGCAGGUGUACGAGGGCGAACGGGCCAUGACCAAGGACAAUAACCUGCUGGGCAAGUUCGACCUGACCGGGAUCCCCCCGGCACCCCGCGGGGUCCCCCAGAUCGAGGUCACCUUCGACAUCGAUGCCAAUGGCAUCCUCAACGUCACCGCCGCCGACAAGAGCACUGGGAAGGAAAACAAAAUCACCAUCACUAACGACAAGGGCCGUCUGAGCAAGGACGACAUUGACCGGAUGGUGCAGGAGGCUGAGCGGUACAAGUCGGAGGAUGAAGCUAAUCGCGAUCGGGUCGCAGCCAAAAACGCCGUGGAGUCCUAUACCUACAACAUCAAGCAGACAGUGGAAGACGAGAAACUGAGGGGCAAGAUUAGCGAGCAGGACAAAAACAAGAUCCUCGACAAGUGUCAGGAGGUGAUCAGCUGGCUCGAUCGAAACCAGAUGGCAGAGAAAGACGAGUACGAACACAAGCAGAAGGAGCUUGAAAGAGUGUGCAACCCCAUCAUCAGCAAACUUUACCAAGGCGGUCCUGGCGGCGGUUCCGGAGCCUCCGGGGGACCCACCAUCGAAGAAGUGGACUAAGCUUACACGCAGUCAGCAGCGUAAAGCUCUUUUCCUUUCUCCCCUCCCCCCCCCCCCCCGCCCCUUUUCCCCCUUUCCCCUUUUUGUUUUGGUUUCUUUGAAAUAUCCUUGUGCCAAGUAUGAGACCUAUUGUUGGAAGUGUAUGCAUAUGAAAGGAAAGGUGCAACAACUUAGUUUAUAAAAUUUUAUCCUUAUAAAAGGUUAGUUCCAAAGUUUGAUUUUGAAAAAAAAAGAAAGGUUUCUCUUUAAUGCAUUUUGAAUGCUGAUUUGAGUAUUUCUUGGUUAGUGCAUGGAGAUUUGUUUGAGCUGAGAAACCGACGUUUGCACACCUGUCCUGUGGAAGCUUGGUAACAAGAUAUAGAGAAGCUUGAAUUGUUUAUUUUAUGUACGACUUUAAGAUUAAAGCAAAUCUGCAGUAAUCUUAAGGACAGGUAUCUUUCUGCAAACAUGCAUAAAUGCAAAUUUAAAGUAAAGUUGAACUUGAUCUCAAAA
Dipodomys spectabilis (banner-tailed kangaroo rat) is the source of this 2572-nucleotide messenger RNA. It is a transcript of the gene Hspa2, whose product is annotated as heat shock protein family A (Hsp70) member 2. The record is from RefSeq and is a predicted model, not a curated record. The coding region runs from base 176 to 2080 and encodes 634 amino acids. Gene Ontology annotation, molecular function: ATP binding; ATP-dependent protein folding chaperone; misfolded protein binding. NCBI's taxonomy places the organism in Eukaryota, Metazoa, Chordata, Mammalia, Rodentia, Heteromyidae. Gene Ontology annotation, cellular component: nucleus; cytosol; plasma membrane. The transcript has a single exon. Gene Ontology annotation, biological process: protein refolding; vesicle-mediated transport; cellular response to unfolded protein.